CUUUUCUGCAUCUCCCAUCUCUCUUCUUCUCCGAUCCGUUCAUCUUCUACUUCUUUUUUAACUCGAGUUGCUCCUCAUUUUGUCUUCUUCUUCUUCAUUGCACUUGUCCUCUUCUUCUUCUUACGCAGUAGGAGUUCGGUACUUGGGUAUGAUGGAACCGAUGGAGUCAUGUGUCCCACCGGGCUUUCGUUUCCACCCAACAGACGAAGAGCUUGUAGGCUAUUAUCUCAGGAAGAAAGUAGCUUCUCAGAAGAUAGAUCUUGACGUUAUCAGAGAGAUCGAUCUAUACCGCAUUGAACCAUGGGAUCUGCAAGAAAGAUGCAGGAUCGGGUAUGAGGAACAGAACGAAUGGUAUUUCUUCAGCCACAAAGACAAGAAAUAUCCGACGGGGACGAGGACGAACAGAGCAACCGUGGCUGGGUUCUGGAAGGCGACCGGAAGAGACAAGGCUGUGUACGACAAGACCAAGCUCAUAGGAAUGAGGAAGACCCUUGUUUUCUACAAAGGAAGGGCCCCUAAUGGACAGAAAACUGACUGGAUCAUGCAUGAGUAUAGGCUUGAAUCUGAUGAAAAUGCAACCCCUCAGGAAGAAGGAUGGGUUGUAUGCAGAGCAUUCAAGAAAAGAAACAAUGGCCAAACGAAGACAAUAGAAGGAUGGGAUUCAGGUUACUUUUAUGAGGAGACAAGUGGAGGCGACUUCGUAACAAGGCAGCCUCAGAGUUUGUUAGCUCAAAGUUUUUUAUGUAAGGAGGAGAUAGAAGCAGAUAAUAACUUAAGCUUCAUGCACUCAGACCAGUUCGUACAGCUUCCUCAGCUAGAAAGUCCAUCUCUGCCAUUAAUAAAGAGGCCAAGCUCGUCACUAGUGUCUUUAAUAUCACGCGAUAAUAAUAAAGAAGAUGACCAAAACAGGCUGGUCAACAACAACAACAGCAGAGUGACUGAUUGGAGGGCUCUUGACAAAUUUGUGGCUUCUCAAUUGAGUCAAGAUCAAGAGAGGCAUGAGAGUAGUGAUAAUCAUGGAGUGCCAGGCUUUGAAACCCAUGAGGCAAUGCUGCUAUUGCAGAGUAGGGAUGAAAGCAACAAGUUCAGCCCAUUUUUAAAUGGAAACUCAGACUGUGACAUUGGGAUAUGCGUGUUUGAGAAAUGAAGAAUUAAAGAAGUACGGGAAGAGAAGGAAAGGUUUUUAUUGGGACGCACGUAGUACUAUAUAAAAUACUAGUUCAUGUGAUGAGUGCCUGAGACAUGUAUUUUUGUGAAAAUAUUCUCCUUUGAAUUGAUGAGACGCAUGCCCCCAAGAUGACUCUAGAAUCUAGAUAGUUUCUUUCAUGUUUAAAUUAUAUCACAAACAAGAGCGCCCUGGCAUAAUAGCAUAAGAGUCUCUCAUGCCUAAGAGUCAAGAUUCGAUAAUAUGACAGUAGAGAGAAUAAUCCUCCAUGCUCUUCCUAUUAUAUGUGCCUUAUCACCUGUAUUCUACGUAAAGAAGUAUUAUGUACUCUUUUCUUAGUGUUGGAAAAUUCUACGACGUUUCUAUCC
Molecule: messenger RNA, 1533 nt
Organism: Prosopis cineraria
Lineage: Eukaryota; Viridiplantae; Streptophyta; Magnoliopsida; Fabales; Fabaceae
Product: NAC domain-containing protein 37
Exons: 4
Coding region: 149-1147 (332 amino acids)
Biological process (GO): regulation of DNA-templated transcription
Molecular function (GO): DNA binding
Source: RefSeq, a predicted model, not a curated record